GGCUCGUACCGGAGCUCUCUUGACUACCAGCUUGACUACAGUCAGCAAGGAUAACCGACGAAAAAGGCACCGGUGAAGCUACUUGGCGAAGAUGACCGACACGAAGAAGGCACCAAUGAAGGUGGCCGUCACCAACGCCCGCAUAUUCGACGGCCACCAUCUCUCGAAUGAGCCCACCACCGUCGUCCUCGAGGGUGGUCUAAUUGUGAGCGUCGGCAACUCGCCCAACGCCCUCUCAAGCACCACCCCAACCAUCAACGCACAAGGCAGCGUCCUCCUGCCAGGCUACAUCGAUUCCCACGUGCACGUCCACACCGUCGAAGAGCUGGACAUGUAUCGUCGGUGCGGGGUAACGACGGUGCUGGACAUGGCGACGCAGUACUCUGAAAUUAAAGCCCUGCGGGAGGCAGCCGUCGAACGUGGUACCACCGACGUCCGGGGAGCUAGCACUCCUGCCACGGUCGCUGACAGCAUGCAUUGUCGGCGGAUGGGGGUGCCUGCGUUGGUCAAGAGCGCAGCGGAUGCGGCGGGGUUCGUGGAAGGAAGGAGGGCGGAGGGGGCGGAUUAUAUCAAGAUUAUCGCGGAUGUACCUGGACCUGAUGUUGCCACUAUCAGGGGGAUCGUGGACGCCGCACAUGCAAAUGGGUUGUCAACUGUCGCUCACGCCGCCACAUACGAACCCUUUCAAAUGGCGAUUGAAGCUAAUGUCGAUAUCAUCACCCACGUCCCGCUGGAUCAACCAAUAGACCUGCAGCUUUCAUCUGUUAUGAAGCAGAGGUGUCGCGCCGCGGUCCCGACGCUCGCGAUGAUGGAGCAGAUCAAGUUCCCGGGAGCGAGUUAUGACUUUUCACGGGAGAGUGUUGCGAGCCUGCAUGCUGCAGGCGUGCCUAUUUUGGUAGGAACCGAUGCCAACCAGGAACCCGUGGCCCCGUUAAGACCCGUACCAGGGGAAAGUUUCCACCGCGAAUUGGAGCUUCUUGUUGAGGCUGGAUUGACCCCGCUUGAUGCGCUGCGGGGCGCUACAUCGCUUGCGGCGUUGCAUUUUGGGUUAGAUGAUCGUGGGUCUGUUAGGGAGGGUUUGAGGGCGGAUUUGGUGUUGGUCGAUGGGGAUCCUACGCGGGAUAUCCAGGCAUCGCGGCUCGUUAGGCGGGUGUGGUGUGCGGGCAUUGAGUAUGACCCUUCGUCAGCGUAAGCCUUUAAAUUU
Molecule: messenger RNA, 1204 nt
Organism: Fimicolochytrium jonesii
Lineage: Eukaryota; Fungi; Chytridiomycota; Chytridiomycetes; Spizellomycetales; Powellomycetaceae
Product: amidohydrolase
Exons: 2
Coding region: 92-1192 (366 amino acids)
Molecular function (GO): hydrolase activity, acting on carbon-nitrogen (but not peptide) bonds
Source: RefSeq, a predicted model, not a curated record